Messenger RNA from Hippopotamus amphibius kiboko, 1579 nucleotides. It is a transcript of the gene DSN1, whose product is annotated as DSN1 component of MIS12 kinetochore complex. NCBI's taxonomy places the organism in Eukaryota, Metazoa, Chordata, Mammalia, Artiodactyla, Hippopotamidae. The record is from RefSeq and is a predicted model, not a curated record. Gene Ontology annotation, biological process: cell division; mitotic sister chromatid segregation. The transcript has 11 exons. The coding region runs from base 133 to 1197 and encodes 354 amino acids. Gene Ontology annotation, cellular component: MIS12/MIND type complex.
CGCCCUUGGCUGGCGGGAGUUUUACUUACAGGUGGCGGCGGCGGCGGCGCGGGAGGAGGAUCGCACAGCUGGCCAAGACCAGGAAGGAGCAGUCACUUUGGCGCAGGACGUCCAGGGAAUUCUCCACCCAAGAUGACUUCUAGAUCAGAGAUUGUAGAAGUGCUAGAAGAGGAGCCAGUGGCAUCUAAGACUCAUGAUCAUCAGCUGGAACCAGAUGCCAGCCCUGCAAAAGCGAGUUGUAAAUCAUCCACCUCCCUGGAGAUGACUGAAGGCAUUUCAAAAGGACAAAUUCACCUUGGCUCUAGCCCUAAAAAAGGGGAAAUUUGUGACCUCAGCCACCAGGAAAGACUUCAAUCCAGGUCCCUUUGUUUGUCCCCCCGAGAGCAGUCUGCCCGUCAUCAAGACAGGAGGCAGUCCUGGCGGCGAGCAAGUAUGAAAGAAACGAACCGGCGGAAGUCACUGCCUCCCUUUCAUCAGGGCAUUACAGAGCUCUGCAGAUCCAUCAGUGUCAACAUAGCAGAAAGCAAGCGGCUGGGCUCUCUCCUGCUUUCCAGUUUUCAGUUCUCUGUUCAGAAACUUGAACCUUUCCUAAGGGGCACUGAGGGCUUCAGUCUUGAAAGUUUUAGAGCCAAAGCAUCUUCUCUUUCUGAAGAGUUGAAACAUUUUGCAAACAAACUGGAAAGUGAUGGAACUCUACAGAAAUGUUUUGAAGAUUCAGAAGGAAGAGCAUCAGAUUUGACUCUGGAAACAUCAGUGGCUGAGAUGAAGGAAUAUAUAACAAAGUUUUCUUUGGAACGUCAGAGCUGGGAUCAGCUCUUGCUGCGCUACCAGGAGGAGGCUGAAGAAAUCAUAUCCAGAGGAUCAACUGAAACCAAAAAUACUGAAGUUGAAGUGGAACCUACAACAUAUCUUGGGUCUUCCCAGAGUGAAGUCCUUAAUACAAAGCCUGACUACCAGAAAAUAUUACGGAACCAGAAUAAAGUCUUUGACUGUAUGGAGUUGGUGAUGGACGAACUGCAAGGAUCUGUGAAGCAGCUGCACGCCUUUAUGGAUGAAAGUACCCAGUGCUUCCGGAAGGUGUCAGUACAGCUCGGGAAGAGAAGCACGCAACAGUUAGAUCCUUCACCAGCUCGAAAACUGCUCAAGCUUCAGCUACGGAAGCAACCUAGCACACAUUGCUCUAAAUCUUGUCAGUGACCUUAUGCAGCUUUUCUGCCACAAGGUGCCCUAGAGGAGAGAAACGGAAGAGUGCCCCAGUGCUCAGCAACUGCACGGCAGACUGAGCUGUGACAUCUGCCCUGCUGCCUUUGAAGAUAACUGGCUGACUAUAAAGCACUUCCAUUUUUUUCUUAAAAUGAUGCAUCUGCAAGAAUGUCACAUACAAACUUUUUCCAAGAAUGUGCAAAAUGCCUGAGACUUCUGCUUCGGAAUGACCUUCAGAACGAGUGGCGCUUUCUUUUAAAUAUCCUUUGUGAUCAGAAACCUUCCUCUUAUGAAGAUGUUUUUCAGGUUUUGAAACAACCCAGAGUCAUUCAGGACCAAAUCCAGUAAACAUGUUAGGGGUCAUUCUGGUCGUAAA